CCCGCGGAAGGCGGAAGUGUGUGUGCCAGGGGGGCUGCGAAGCCGGGCUGAGGUGUUCCUGACUGGCACCCCGCGGCUGCUCUGGGUCUGGGCGUGGGGACACGCGGGUGGUCAGCGAGAGCCAGCGGGGAACGAAGCCAUGAGGCGGCCGCGGGGUCUGGCGGGGUCUGGAGGUUGACUGCUCCCGCCGCCUUCCCGCGAGGCCGCCUCCUCCAGGCAGCCACCCGUUCCCCUCAGGGUCUCGCGCCCCGCCGUCGUCCCGGCGCCUUGGACUGGGGCUCCCGGGCCCCCAGCCCCCACGCUAUGACUGCGGCCACCGCCUCCAACUGGGGGCUGAUCACGAACAUAGUGAACAGCAUAGUAGGUGUCAGUGUCCUCACCAUGCCCUUCUGCUUCAAACAGUGUGGCAUCGUCCUGGGGGCCCUGCUCUUGGUCUUCUGUUCUUGGAUGACGCACCAGUCGUGCAUGUUCCUGGUGAAAGCCGCCAGCUUGAGCAAGCGGAGGACCUACGCUGGCCUGGCGUUGCACGCCUACGGAAAAGCAGGGAAGAUGCUGGUGGAGACCAGCAUGAUUGGGCUGAUGCUGGGAACCUGCAUCGCCUUCUACGUUGUGAUUGGCGACUUGGGGUCCAACUUCUUUGCUCGGCUGUUUGGGUUUCAGGUCACGGGCACCUUCCGCAUGCUCCUGCUCUUCGCAGUGUCCCUGUGCAUCGUGCUGCCACUCAGCCUGCAGAGGAACAUGAUGGCCUCCAUCCAGUCCUUCAGCGCCAUGGCCCUCAUCUUCUACACCGUGUUCAUGUUCGUGAUCAUGCUCUCCUCCCUCAAGCACGGCCUCUUUGGUGGGCAGUGGCUGCGGCGAGUCAGCUACAUCCGCUGGGAGGGUGUCUUCCGCUGCAUCCCCAUCUUUGGCAUGUCCUUUGCCUGCCAGUCCCAGGUCCUGCCCACCUAUGACAGCCUGGAUGAGCCAUCAGUGAAAGCCAUGAGCUCCAUCUUCGCCUCCUCCCUCAAUGUGGUCACCACCUUCUAUGUCAUGGUGGGCUUCUUCGGCUAUGUGAGCUUCACCGAGGCCACCGCGGGCAACGUGCUCAUGCAUUUCCCUUCCAACCUGGUGACCGAGAUGAUCCGUGUGGGCUUCAUGAUGUCCGUGGCCGUAGGCUUCCCCAUGAUGAUCCUGCCCUGCAGACAGGCCUUGAACACGCUGCUUUUCGAGCAGCAGCAAAAAGAUGGGACCUUUGCCGCUGGAGGCUACAUGCCGCCCCUGCGGUUUAAAGCCCUCACCCUCUCGGUUGUGUUUGGAACCAUGGUCGGUGGAAUCAUGAUCCCAAAUGUGGAGACAAUCCUGGGCCUCACGGGCGCCACGAUGGGAAGCCUCAUCUGCUUCAUCUGCCCGGCGCUGAUCUACAAGAAGAUCCACAAGAACUCCCUCUCUUCCCAGGUGGUGCUCUGGGUCGGCUUGGGCAUCCUGGUGGUCAGCACACACACCACCCUGUCCGUGAGCCAGGAGGCCCCUGUGGACUUGGCAAAGGAAGCCCCAGGCAGCAGACUUGGAGAGGCUGAGGGCGCGAUGAAGGCAGAGGCAGCCCAGCUCCCAGGUACGUGGCUCCCAGGUACGCGGCUCUCAGGCCAGAAUCCAAUUGUGGACGUGGCCGAGGACAGCCGAGAUAAGCCGAAGCUACCAAAUGAGAAAGAUGAGAUGGAGCAGGCCCAGAUUAAGGGCCCCGUGAAUGUGCCCCCAAGGGAAGACGCCAAGGAGAAGCAGGAGGAGGCACAGCUGGAUCGCCCUGGUCAAGGAGUUGCGGUACCUCUGGGCGAGGCCCACCGCCAUGAACCCCCAGUCCCUCACGACAAGGUGGUGGUGGACGAAGGUCAAGACCCAGAAGGACUGGAGAAGGAGCAUCCGUCCAAACGUGUGGAUGAAAGGGCCCUGGGGGGCAAGGGUCAGAUGGUGCUACCACUGCUGGAUUCAGAACGAGAGAGACCCAGACAGGACCAGGCUUUGGAGGCAGCGGGUGGUCUUCCUAAAGAUCCCCAGAAGGUUCCAGAAGAAAAUGGUCAGCCAGCCGUUGAGCCCCUGAAGGAGGACCUGGGGCUGGUCGACAGGGGUGCGCAUCCAGGGCCCCAGGCAGUGCUCCCUGAGGGGCAGGACGUCCUGGUGGCAGGUGCAGGGGCCAUAGCAGACGGUGCCCUGCUGCCCGGCCAUGCCGUGGGGGCCAUGGGCAAGCUGGUGGAGAAGAACGAGCACGGUGGGAAGGCUCCCCACCCGGAGGAGAAGCCAGGCCCAGGGGCAGUGCCGCAGGCAGAGCCUCGAGAGCAGAGGACCUUGGAGGGACAGGGCGGGGACCACGCCGGGGACCACGCGGGCAGCAAGCUGGAGGCUGAAAUCAGAAAGAUGGUGGCAGAAGCUGGCCGGGCGGAGAUGCUGGACCAUGCCGUUCUGUUGCAAGUGAUUAAGGAACAGCAGGUGCAGCAGAAGCGCCUCCUGGACCAGCAGGAGAAGCUGCUUGCAGUGAUCGAAGAGCAGCAUAAGGAGAUCCACCAGCAGAGGCAGGACGGCCAGGACGGCGAGGACGCGGUCGUGCAGCCUGAGCUGGGGGUGGCCGGGCCCAGAGGUAAGGAGCAGGAGGCCCACGCCGUGGGGAUGGCAGAGCGUCCCCCACCACAGCCUUUGGGAGCUGUGCUCGGUGCUCCUGGGCGUCCCCCCGCUCCUCCCCAGGGGCACAGCCAACACUCUGUGGAGAAGCCCGAGGGGGCCUUGGGUAGAGCCCCAGCUGCGCCUCCUGGCGGCGCUGACCUGCAGCCCUGGGCAGCCCAGGCUGAGCCGAGGGAAGGCCGGCGGGGCGCUGUGCCCGAGGGCGUGGACGCUGGCCUGCAGGAGCGGGUCCCUGUGCGGGACCCUGCCAGGGCACCCGGGAGCCCCGAGCAGCACGGCGCUGGAGGCGUCGCCCAGCAGAGUCGGAAUGUUUUUGGUGGAGGCUCCCACAAAAGGACGAAGUCUGGAAAGGACGAGGCAGCCGCUGGCACAGACGCUCAGGAGGCAGAUGUGCUGGGGGCGGGGGCAGCAGCUGGGGGCCCUCAGGUAAAGUCCCAGCAAGCAAGCCAAGACCGGGCACCCGGAGGCCUGUCCAGCAGGUCGGGGGGAGCAGCCCCUCGGGCCCAAGCCGUGUUACAUCAGCCGGAACAACAGGCUGUCUCUGCCGGAGGGCAGGGCGGGCAGCAGGGCGGUCACGAGGAGGCGAGGAAGGAGCACGUGCCUGCUCCCAGGGAGGACGCUGCCAUCCAAGAGCCCGAGCAGAGGCUGGACCCUGAGCUCGGGCCCAAACCAGCCAUGCUGGGGGAUCAGAAGCCAGACAAUGCCAAACCCAACCGGGACCUGAAAGUCCAGGCCGGCUCUGACCUUCGGAGGAGACGGCGGGACGUGGCUCCUCGUGCAGAGGCGGGGCCAGCCCCAAAGGACAGGGUCAUCAUCAGCUUCAACCCCCUGCCUGACGUGCAGGUCAGUGACCUCCGCAGCGCCCUGGAGACCCAGCUGCACCAGGCCGCGGGGGGCGCCCUGCGAGUGGUCCCAGGCCGACAGAUCAAACAGCUGCUCGGGGCCCUGGAGGAGCCCUGAGCCCCGUUAAGGCCACAGUGCUCCCUGUCAGCCGGCGAACCUGGACCACGGUGGGCGCGAAGUCGUGGAAGUCAGGCCCAGGGUGGAGUGUGACAGCUCUCCAGCUGCACCCUGCUUCCAAACCAGCUUUGCCAUCCCUCUCUCCUCUUACACUUCCCAGUGACUUAGCUCCCUGAGGCCACCGGGAGAAAAAGUGGCCUCAAGAAGAAAUAGCCGCUUGCUGAGAUCCAGGAAACGUGACUGGCCACCAGCCACACGGCUAUUGUUACCCUGAACUUUCUUUAUUGAUGUUCUCUGUGAGUGUCAUACAAAACCUAAGGAAAUGCUUCUGCCUUCACCCUUCUUCACAGCAAAUGCUGCUUCAAAUCUCAGAGGCUGGGCAGGCCUGUGAGUCCAACUGCUUCUGCCCUAGAGCUCUGCUCUGCAUACUCUGGUCUCCCAGUCGAGUGGUUGUGAGAUUUAAAAAGUAAAACACACCGCUGACGUCUGGUUAGUGCGGUUGGUGUGGAGGUGAAUCACCCAGAGGACCCCGUACCACAGACAUAAGCCAUGACCGUCAAACCCCACAGUGACACGUGCUCGGAGCCUCAGCUGGGUGCCAGACCCGCAGGUGUCGGGGGUGGGAGUACACGGCCAGCAGAGGCUGCUUCUCACUUCUUCCGGGGCAGCUUCUCCCGAGUCUGCACCUCUGGCACCUGCUCAUCUGUUGAGAGGGUUGUGGUUUGAGAGGGUUGUGGUUUCGUGCUGUACUUUGUUCUCAAGGGGCAGAAAGGCCGAUGGUCACGCCCGACCCCUGAAGCUGGUCAGCAGGUGACCCAGCAAGUAUGCCAGGCCGUCCCGCUGCAAGCCCGGGGCCUUCACCUGCUUUGUGCUGUGUGUGCCUCGCUGCCCUCUGGGGCUAGGGGCAGCUCCAGACCCUGCCCCGAGGGGUCCAUGAGUGGGCCACUUGCUGACCACUGGCCAGGGGUGCCCAGGGCAUGUGGCAGCUCCAGCCUCGGCCUCAGGUCACACUCUUCCCCUGCGCCUUCUGAAAUUUCUGUGUCAUCUUGAAGACUAGAAAUGAGUAAUAAAAGGAGUGGAAUCUU
This is a messenger RNA of Lagenorhynchus albirostris (white-beaked dolphin), 4694 nucleotides long. RefSeq names its product solute carrier family 38 member 10 (gene SLC38A10). The record is from RefSeq and is a predicted model, not a curated record. The coding region runs from base 304 to 3609 and encodes 1101 amino acids. The transcript is spliced from 17 exons. Gene Ontology annotation, molecular function: amino acid transmembrane transporter activity. Gene Ontology annotation, biological process: amino acid transmembrane transport. Lineage: Eukaryota; Metazoa; Chordata; Mammalia; Artiodactyla; Delphinidae.